AUGACCCACGUGGACUCAGGGCACUCCCGCGACACGCUCCUCUUCAUACAUGGCUUCUCCUCGACCUCGUACGAUUGCUAUUUGGUCAACCUCUUCAGGAAGACGGGCUACGCGCUGAUCAUCCCGGACAUGUUGGGCGCGGGCGAUACAGACAACCCCACGAAUGCCGCGAUCGCCGCGGACGUCAUCGACUCGAUGCGGAUGGGCGAACUAGUACCAUCCGGGAGCGCUUGGCCGGUGCCACGAAUGCAACAGCUGAAGACCCUCGCGCUUGGCUUCAACCUUGAUCCAUCGGUGCUUGAGGGUUUGGUUGAUUGGCUCGUGCUCUCACCAUCCGAUGAAUCUCGCGACAUAUCCAUCGUCAACCUAGAGGUCCGGCACACCUCGCCACAGUACAUCGGUCCCAUUAAUCGUAUAAUCCACGCCGUAUCAGCGGCCCCCUAA
Messenger RNA from Fomitopsis serialis, 444 nucleotides. RefSeq lists its product as uncharacterized. Bases 1 to 444 code for a protein of 147 amino acids. The transcript is spliced from 3 exons. The record is from RefSeq and is a predicted model, not a curated record. NCBI's taxonomy places the organism in Eukaryota, Fungi, Basidiomycota, Agaricomycetes, Polyporales, Fomitopsidaceae.